Hylaeus volcanicus is the source of this 1581-nucleotide messenger RNA. RefSeq names its product palmitoyltransferase ZDHHC23-B (gene GABPI). The record is from RefSeq and is a predicted model, not a curated record. Gene Ontology annotation, cellular component: Golgi apparatus; endoplasmic reticulum. The coding region runs from base 261 to 1160 and encodes 299 amino acids. NCBI's taxonomy places the organism in Eukaryota, Metazoa, Arthropoda, Insecta, Hymenoptera, Colletidae. The transcript is spliced from 3 exons. Gene Ontology annotation, molecular function: protein-cysteine S-palmitoyltransferase activity. Gene Ontology annotation, biological process: peptidyl-L-cysteine S-palmitoylation; protein targeting to membrane.
AUUUUACAAUCGUUCGUUUAAUAAUAUUUAUAUAUUUUUUAAAUGGUGCUGCCACCUAUCCUUCACGCAACAUUUUUCAGAAUCGUUAAAUUGAAAUUUUACAAUAACUCGUAGAUACACGUAUACAACCAACCGAACGAGCAACGUUUCAUAAAACGUUUCUAACCCCCUGUAUAAUUUUGCGAUGUUCCUCGUUCGAUUCUCCAUGAAAGUGUAAACACAUCGCAUCUCUUCGACACAACUGUUAUAGAUUAUCAAAGAUGACUGUUUGGGAGAGAUUGCGAAAUCCUUGUGGCUGGAGGGCUGGUGCUAAACAAAUUUCAGUUGAUGCAAUGAUACCGAUAUUCGCGGUUCCAACAUUGGCAGUGAUAGCCGCACAAACGAUACUCUCUACUGUAAUUAUAUUCAUCGCGACACCGUUAUUGGUCUACUAUUUGCAUCACAACUUCUUGAGGUUUUUACUACGAACAAAGUUUUUUCUUAUGUGGACAAUUACCAGUGUCGUUAUGUUGAUGCUGAUAUUUGAAGUAAGUGUGGUACCGUUAUUAGAGAUCUUGCCAGAAGAAAAUCUAGUGUUUAUAAUUUGUGUUGUGGGAGGUAUAUUGUGCGGCUACAAGAGUAGACUAAACGCAGAUUCCACUACACAGGAGGGUACAUUGACUCAAGGUUUAGAACUUGGCGAAGGUAGUGGAGAACUUUGCAUUACAUGUAGAAGAAGAGCUCCUCCAAAAGCACAUCAUUGUCGCAUGUGUCAGACAUGUAUCUUAAACAGGGAAUAUCACUGUAAAUGGUUGGACUGUUGCAUAGGCUCCAGCAACCUAAAAUGGUAUUUGGGAUGUUUGUUUUUCUCAGCUAUAGCGUUUAUCUAUGGUUCCAAUUUAACCAUGACUAGUGUUUGCCAUCCGUUUAUAUUAAUUGGCACUAUUCUUUUACCAGACGAUUGCAGCGACGUAUAUCAUCAGUUAGACAUUGCCCUCUGCUUCAUCUCGGCACUCUACAGCUUGCUUGUUGGUCUAGUGGCACUUUUCUACUUAAUAUAUCAUCUGUGGUUAAUUUACCUUGGUACAACAUCGAACGAGCGACGUCUUCUGGAAGCUGGAAGCCAAUACAACCAUGGGACAUUGAAAAUUGUAUCGCGAUUAUUUUGCUGCAAAACUUAAAUACCAAAUGUAGUUUAAAUUAUUAAAUUUAAUUUAUACGGAAGAUAAUAAUUUGUGCUAUGCAACGAAUAUUACAAAAACUCUGACAAUGAAGCAAAACCAUUGGGUGUAGUGGUAUGUGAGUCUCAAUGUAUACUUUAAUAUUGAUUCAAAUGCACCUUUCUCUAUUAAUAUAUUUUAAUGCCGCUCACUCUCAUUUCUUUUUUUACAAUCGCAAGGUACCAUGUACUAUUGCCGAUGAUAUUAAACUUAAUGACGACAUAUCGGGUCGUAAAAUUGCUGCUCUCGGUUCAAAUGGCAAUUACAUUUAUUAUUUCAUUAAUAUGCACAUUAUCAAUUAUUCAUAUAUUUAUUGUAACUGUGAUAAAGUGAUCAUUAUACGAUUUACGUAAUAAAUUGUAUUAUUCAAUUGUGUACAGUA